UAUGCUAGUUUUACUUACUCCAUAAGCCUUUAUAUUAAAUCCUCAGGAUAGAGAAAUACCACCCUACUACAAAAAAUGCUAGACAUUCUUGAGGACUUUGAGGCCUCAGAGCCUGGGAAAUUAAUAGUGGAGAUUACCAAGAAAAGUGUUGUAAAGGCUAUGAAUCAUCCGCCGGCAUCAUUUUCAAUCACUCUCUCAAAUCUUGAUCUUCUUUCUGGUCGUUUUCCUGUGACAUACUUGUAUUUCUUUCGCAGACCCAAACUAUUAGUUCGUGACUUUGGAGCACUUAUUGAGUCUCUCAAGAGCUCUCUAGCUCAAACACUUGAUUGCUACUAUCCCUUUGCAGGCCAAAUUGUUCAGAACCCCAAAACUGGUGAGCCUGAAAUCAUCUGUGACAACAAUGGAGCUCUAAUCGUUGAAGCUCACGCCAAUCUCCCAAUGAAGGAACUAAAUUUCCAUAAUCUCAAUGAAACCAUUCAAGGUAAGCUAGUCUCUAUCCAACCAGGCUUCCCUCUGCAAACUCAGAUAACAGAUUACACUUGUGGAAGCAUCUCUAUCGCUUUCACUUUUGACCAUGCAUUAGGUGAUGCAAGUUCCUUUGGUAAAUUCAUUGCCUCAUGGUUUGAAAGAGCGCAAAAUAAGCCCCUUUCAAUUCUCCCAGACCAUACUAGACACCUUCAAGCUCGUUUUCCUCCCAAAUAUCACCCAUCAUUGGACCAAACUUUCAUCAAGUGCACUAUAGAAGAGAUACAGAACAUGCCAACGAACAACAUAACGCUUAAGCGUCUUUAUCACAUCAAUGCAUCAAGUAUUGAUAUGCUCCAGAGACUGGCAUCACGUGGUGGCACCAAAAGAACAAAGAUUGAGGCUUUCUCUAGCUAUGUAUGGAAGAUAAUGAUUAGAACCAUUGAUCAGAGGUACGAGAAAUGCAAGAUGGGUUGGUUAGUGGAUGGAAGAGAAAAAUAGGAGGAAAAGGUAGCAAAUUGUAUGUCAAAUUACAUAGGCAAUGUCUUAUCACUGGCUUUUGGGGAGGCAAGGAUUCAAGAGUUGAAGGAAGCUUCAAUCUCAGAAACUGCCAAGAGAGUGCAUGAGGCUAUUACAGAGGUGAACAAUGAGGCUCAUUUUUUGGAUUUGAUUGAUUGGGUUGAGUGCCAAAGGCCUGGCUUGAUGCUAGCAAAGGCAGUGUUGGGUCAGGAAGGACCAGUCCUGGUUGUGUCCUCAGGAAGAAGGUUUCCAGUAACUGAAGUGGACUUUGGGUUUGGGAGUCCCGUGUUAGGGACAGUCUAUACCUCUGUUGAAAGGGUCGGGGUAGGUUAUAUGAACCAGAGGCAAAGUGGUAGCAGUGAUGGCUCAUGGACUGUCUCUGCUAUCUUGUGGCCAGAGCUAGCGGCUGCACUUGAGGAUGACCCUAUUUUCCAGCCCAUGACUGCUUCUCAUCUUCAACUUUAGUGCAGUGCAAAGUCCAGCUCUCUUCUCUAUCCUGCAGGUUAAAAUUAACACAAAUAAUAUUAAACACACACACACACACACACACAUGAAGUUCUGCCAUGCCCAUCAUAAUCAACGUGUAUCUUUUCAUUGUAUUUGAUGUUUGCGACAAUUUGAUAAGAGCCAUAUGUUUGCUCUCCAAA
Molecule: messenger RNA, 1631 nt
Organism: Prosopis cineraria
Lineage: Eukaryota; Viridiplantae; Streptophyta; Magnoliopsida; Fabales; Fabaceae
Product: coniferyl alcohol acyltransferase
Molecular function (GO): acyltransferase activity, transferring groups other than amino-acyl groups
Source: RefSeq, a predicted model, not a curated record